AUCGCAUUAUAAUCGAGGAAAAUUAAUUGCAUAGUUAAUGCAAUUUGUAUUUGUGUGCUUAAGUAUUUGUUGGUCAGAUAAACUCUUUUUGACCGUUUCAUCUGUCAGUACUCAAUGGUAUUAGUAUGUGAUAUUAUUGCGAAGUCAGUCAUUUUUAUUCUGGAAGUAGUAGGUAGUAUUUCUUACACAAACUUUUCAACAUCCGAUAAUUACGUUACUUUUAUGUUUUAAAAUUUUAAUCCUUUUUGUUCAAGACUGUAAGUAAACAUGGCGGCUACGCUACGGUUUUUGGUUCUGCUAUUGCUUCUUUCAUUGUCCGCAUUUGCUACUACCGCGGAAGAUCAUGACGAUGUGACCGUUGAAAGCGACCUUUUCCCGCAACGCACGGGAUGUUCCGCUGAUGCUCUGAAAGAUAAAACACUUGGAGAAAACCCUGACCUUUUCGAAGAAAACAGCAGCAAUCAUCCUUCCUCAUCCGAAACCGAAGACAGCACGACAUCAAGCAAAAAGCCGAAAAGUGCCGCUCGAAAAGAGGCAGAAGCGUAUUUAGCGCAAGAAAAGCGCCGAGCGGCAGUAGAGAAACUACUCAAUGAACUUCCGGAAGAAAAAGGCGUGUUGGUUCUAAAUGCAAGCAAUUUUGACACCGCUGUCGCCACGUUUCCUGAUCUUAUUGUUGAAUUCUACGCUCCUUGGUGUGGUCAUUGCAAGAAGCUGGCACCUUUGUAUGCUCAAGCAGCGACGAAACUUCGAGAAAACGCAAUAAGCACAGUUCUGGCAAAAGUUGAUGCCACAGCCGAUAAAGAGCUGUCCAAGAAACACGGCAUCAAAGCAUUCCCCACCAUAAAGUACUUCCACGACGGAGAAUUUCUGGCACAUUAUUCUGGUGAACAGACGAGUGAAGCGCUGUACGACUUCGGCAUCCGAGCUGUGAAACCGGUGGUGAUUCUGAACACAAUGGAAGAGCAGAGGGCGGUGCAUGACAUUCCGGGGUGGCGUGCAAUUGGUUCGUUUCCAUCUGGCAACAGUACCGCCUUCGAGAAAGCCGCGCGUAUGGUGGAUGGUGUCUAUUUCGGAAUGGCUGGAGCAGCGGCGCUUCAGGACAUUGAUCAAACGGAUGACAUUGUGGCUGUGGCCAACGGCAGAAAGCCUCCAGUUAUGUACAGUGGUGAUGUGUACAACAGCAGCCAACUGGCUGAAUUCAUACGCGAAGCAACUAUUGAUCCUGUGUCCGAAUUAAAGGACACGAAUGUUCGGACUUUACUGGCUGGCAAAAUUCGUAAAUUCUUCUUCUUCACGGGAUCUCCCGAAGAUGCCGCGUAUAAGCGUUUAAAGCGAGCUACCAAGAAGUUAUCUCCUGAGUUCCACGGAACACUGCGGUUUAUCUUUAGCGAAACCCCAAAAAUAAGACCUUUGAAAAGGUUAUUUUCCGAGUCACAAAAAGAUGUUCUCGUGGAAUUCUAUUCUCCUCACUGUGGAGCCUGUCAAGCAUUGGAGCCGAUCUACAAUUUCUUAGCCGAAAAAUUCCAGAAUGAUGAAAGCAUCAUAAUUGCUAAGCUGGAUGUUACCGAAAAUGAUUUGGACAACGUCGAGAUUUCUAAUUACCCAACAAUACAUCUGUAUCGCAGAGGUGAGAAAGUGCCGGUUGUAUUUCGAGAAGGUCAGACGUUUAAAAAGCUUGCGGAUUUUGUCAAAACGCGCGGUGAGAAGGCCAAACAGGGAAAGCACGGCUGAGCAGGCAAAGAAAGACGAACUAUAAAAACUUGAAAGCGGUGCAUAGGACUAGGAUCAUGACCAAACGAAGCAUAUGUGCGCAAUAUUAUGUCCAAUAAUAACCAGUACAGUACCACUCCGGCUUACCGAUAUUUGCGUCUUUGUAAUUGUCGACGGUUGCAUUAAAAUUAACUGUGUCG
Molecule: messenger RNA, 1910 nt
Organism: Paramacrobiotus metropolitanus
Lineage: Eukaryota; Metazoa; Tardigrada; Eutardigrada; Parachela; Macrobiotidae
Product: protein disulfide-isomerase-like
Exons: 3
Coding region: 268-1731 (487 amino acids)
Biological process (GO): protein folding; response to endoplasmic reticulum stress
Cellular component (GO): endoplasmic reticulum
Molecular function (GO): protein disulfide isomerase activity
Source: RefSeq, a predicted model, not a curated record